UAACACAUGUACUUGGUAUUAAAGAAAAACAACCAUCACAAGGACGAAAAACUGAAGAUGAUACAAAGAAAAAUACUGGAAUGAAAACAGAUGGAAAAUCAUCGAAUGAAUUAGAUAAAACUAAAUCAACAGAAAAACCUAUUGAACAAGAACAAAUAACUAAAGUUGAAGAAACUCCUCCAACUGAAGCUAAUGAUACUGAACAAUAA
Molecule: messenger RNA, 209 nt
Organism: Rotaria sordida
Lineage: Eukaryota; Metazoa; Rotifera; Eurotatoria; Philodinida; Philodinidae
Source: the annotation of a GenBank genome assembly